AUGGCAUUGGCUCCAUAUACCAGCCAAAUGUUUCCACACUUCCGGCCAUUGGUCUCGGUUCUCGUGCCUCAACUUACAGCACGUCCUGUCAUCGAGUUUCAACCUUACGAUACCGCUGCUGUUGCAUCGUCAUCUAUCCGAAGCGUCUAUCUACCUACCUACCCUACCUUCGCUCUCGACCUACCAUCUCAAGAUGUGGUAGCCCCUAAGACGUCCUGCAAAGCACUAUACUACAAAGGCAAGAAGCGACUAGAAUAUAAGCAGGGCUCAUGCCGUUACUUGUACCCAACGGCUGCAGCUCAUGUUACCAUUCAGUAUAUGGCCAAGGAGAAGUACUUGAUUAUUUGGCAAUUGCACUUGUGGCCGUCCUUCGAUACCCGAACCAAACGGAAGUAUCUGUCCGUCGUGUGA
Molecule: messenger RNA, 411 nt
Organism: Alternaria atra
Lineage: Eukaryota; Fungi; Ascomycota; Dothideomycetes; Pleosporales; Pleosporaceae
Exons: 5
Coding region: 1-411 (136 amino acids)
Source: RefSeq, a predicted model, not a curated record